Molecule: messenger RNA, 384 nt
Organism: Cryptomeria japonica (Japanese cedar)
Lineage: Eukaryota; Viridiplantae; Streptophyta; Pinopsida; Cupressales; Cupressaceae
Product: antifungal protein ginkbilobin-like protein
Exons: 1
Coding region: 1-384 (127 amino acids)
Source: RefSeq, a predicted model, not a curated record
AUGAGUGCGCCGCUAUAUCUGGCGGCUUUGCUCCCCUUCUCUGUUGUAAUGGUCGAGUCAUCGGAUGAGAUAUACGCAGCAUGUAAUGUGGUGAAUUACUCCAACGGAUCUCAGUUUGAUACCAACGUGGAGGCGCUCUUAAAAAACCUGACAGAGAAAGCAGCCUACAUUGGCUUCGGCGCUUCUGUUUAUGGGCUGGAAACGUCUAGCCACGUGUCAGGGCACCUCCAAUGCAGAGGAGAUUUGUCUCCAGCUGACUGUGGUGCGCGCUCAACGGAGGCAAUGAAGGUCGUCCACUACAACUGCCCCAAUGCCAUUGGUUCCCGUGUCCAGCUGGAGCAUAGCUUCCUUCGCUACGAGAAUUACACCUUCAUCUCAGAUUAA